Stereum hirsutum FP-91666 SS1 is the source of this 699-nucleotide messenger RNA. Its product is annotated as magnesium-dependent phosphatase-1. Lineage: Eukaryota; Fungi; Basidiomycota; Agaricomycetes; Russulales; Stereaceae. Gene Ontology annotation, molecular function: acid phosphatase activity. The record is from RefSeq and is a predicted model, not a curated record. Bases 7 to 588 code for a protein of 193 amino acids. The transcript is spliced from 8 exons.
AAUACAAUGUCCAGCAGACUACCUAAGCUUGUCGCCUUUGAUCUAGACUACACCCUCUGGCCGCUGUGGAUAGAUACCCACGUAGAUGCGCCUCUCAAGCGUAAUGGUCAGGAAUUGAACAAAGUCGUCGAUAGAUAUGGCCAAGAGGUCUCGUUCUAUCCUCAGGUACCGCACGUUCUCCACCGACUACGAGCAUCAGGCGUCAUUGUUGCAUCUUGUUCAAGGACAUCUGCCCCAGAUCUUGCAUCAAGUGCUUUGAAUCUUCUACUUGUACCUCCAAAGAAAGGCGACAAAAACGGCGUUCCAACGCGCGCAGCCGAUUUCUUUGACCAGAAUGAGAUUUAUCCCGGGUCCAAGAUCACACACUUCAAGCAGUUGCAUAAGAAGACGAAGAUUCCAUACUCCGAAAUGCUCUUCUUUGACGACGAGCACCGGAAUAGCGAGGUCGAGUCACUGGGCAUCACAUUUGUUCUUGUACGCAAGGGUGUAGACGAACGGCCCUUCGAGCAAGGGCUCGCAGAAUGGCGCCGUAGACAUCCCGAGGAAGUUGUGGAAGACCCUGCUGGUGACGAUGUGCGAGGUGUUUGAUGGUGUUGUAUUUUGGGAUGUUUGAAUAGGAGCUGAACAGGCUAAUGUCAAUCGUAUAGAUUAGUUUUUCUACGAUGAGGAUACCAAAUCCGACAUCGCCAGAACGAAUAU